AUGUGGCGAGCAGUGUUUUUAUUCUUCGCAGUAACAGCGUCCGCUUCAGCUUACAAAACACCAGAUCUGAAAUUGCACGACUUCUAUAGCUACGAUGAAAUGAGAUGGUACCUAAGCACCCUUGAUAGCUCCUUCAGCAAUAUAGAGCUUCAGGAAUUGACAAAAACCCACGAAAAUCGAUCAGUUUAUAUAGUGAAAAUAUCUGCAAAACUCGACCAUUAUUGUCCUGGUCCAAAAAACGUGAUAUUACUGGAUGCGGCCAUCCAAGGAAACGAGUGGAUCACAACCACUGUGGCGCUGAAGACGAUUCAUGAAUUGGUGGUGAAUUAUGGACAAUAUAAAAAGUUAUUAGAGCGAUUUGACUGGUACAUCCUGCCUAUGGCUAAUCCGGAUGGUUACGAAUUCUCCCGAAACUCGAUUAGUCAUUACUGGAAAAAGAAUCGCUCUCCGAAUGGCAUUUACUUUGGAUCCAAUCUGAAUCGAAACUUUGACACCAAAUGGAAUAAGUUCAACAAAUGGCAUCCCAGUAGCCAAGAGUUUCAAGGGAGCAAGCCUUUUUCCGAACGCGAAUCAAAUUAUACUGGGCGUCUGAUGCAAUAUCUUAUUGCACAAAAACAGCACUUCCUCUACAUAACUCUGCAGACCAAAGGCAAUCCGUCUAUCCUAUAUCCAUCGCCCUACGAAUUGGCGCCCCCGGAAGACGUACAGAUGCUCAAGAUGAUAGCAGACUAUGCCAGUGGAAAUGUUUUUCUGAACACAAAGUUCCAUUUGAAACUCCCACCCAUUGAACAUGAAAGAUUUGGUGGUUCCAGCUUGGACUACGCCUACGAACAGGGAUUUCCUCUAACUUAUGGGCUCGAGGUCUUCGAGGUGAAUAAGUUUGAAGCACAUAUCAGAAACUUUAUUGCAGAUCGGGCCUAUGUGGGGUGGAUAGGAGUGUUUAGUCUUGCCGAAGGAGCCCUAAAAUAUAAAUGCAAUGUUCCUAGAGAAGAUAAAUGUAGGUGCUUUGAGGAGAGGGAUGAAGACGAAAGGGAUCCUGAUGAUGAUAGCAAAUCCGUAGUUUCACAAAAUGGAAAAUCUGGUUCAUCUUCGCUAAUCAAUGGCAAAUCUUCAAGUGCCGCAAAAUUGGAUGUCCAUGUUUGUGGUUUCAAGUUAUUGUGGCUGUAUUGCAUUAACUUAACAUUCAUUGGUAUAUUUAUACUUAAUACCUAA
Molecule: messenger RNA, 1212 nt
Organism: Drosophila subpulchrella
Lineage: Eukaryota; Metazoa; Arthropoda; Insecta; Diptera; Drosophilidae
Product: carboxypeptidase B-like
Exons: 2
Coding region: 1-1212 (403 amino acids)
Biological process (GO): proteolysis
Molecular function (GO): metallocarboxypeptidase activity; zinc ion binding
Source: RefSeq, a predicted model, not a curated record